This is a messenger RNA of Lates calcarifer (barramundi perch), 2140 nucleotides long. RefSeq lists its product as uncharacterized. Gene Ontology annotation, biological process: proteolysis. The transcript is spliced from 6 exons. NCBI's taxonomy places the organism in Eukaryota, Metazoa, Chordata, Actinopteri, Centropomidae. The coding region runs from base 204 to 1196 and encodes 330 amino acids. Gene Ontology annotation, molecular function: serine-type endopeptidase activity. The record is from RefSeq and is a predicted model, not a curated record.
AACCAACAAAAGGAUUACUAUACAUAGGUACCAGGAAGAUUGUUGUGGAAACAAUUUAGAUACUAAGUUAGUGAGCACCAGAGGUAUUAAGGAAAACAGGUUUGAGUAGGGUGUGGUUGCAGUAUUUAUACAGUCCAGAUGAAUGCUUUGAGACAUUUGAAGAUAAAGACUGCUUACUGAGGAAGUGUUAGUGACAGUGCAGUAUGACAACCAGGACUAUACUAUUACUCUUCAUGUGUACAGUCCUCACUGGGCAAGGGUCAAAGGCUCAGGACUGUGGAGUGGCACCUCUGAACACAAGGAUAGUGGGUGGUGAGAAUGCCACAGCUGGAGCAUGGCCCUGGCAGGUCAGCAUGCACCGCACAGCUCACGUCUGUGGAGGGACCCUCAUCAAUGACCAGUGGGUGCUCACAGCAGCCCACUGCAUCACAACAAACUCUGUGAGUGCAUGGACUCUCUACUUUGGAAGACUGACUCAAAGCGGCUCGAAUGUUCACGAGGUGAGCCGCACCGUGUCCCAAGUCAUCAUCCAUCCUGACUACAACAACACAUUAUUCAACAAUGACAUCGCCCUAAUGAAGCUGAGUAGCCCUGUCAGUUUCACAGACUACAUCAGACCUAUCUGCCUGGCAAGUAACUCCAGUCAGUUCUUCAACUCCACCCCCUGCUGGGCCACAGGCUGGGGCAGACUUGGAAAGGACAAGCCUUUGCAAGCUUUCGACAGACUUCAGGAGGUUCAGAUUCCUGUUAUUGGAAACAAGCAAUGCAGCUGCAAUUACCUCCCAGCUUCUGAAGCAAACAUCACCGACAACAUGAUCUGUGCCGGGCAAGAGAACAAAGGAACAUGUCAGGGGGACUCUGGUGGACCUUUGCAGUGCCAACAAGGCUCAGUAUGGAUCCAGGCCGGCAUAACCAGUUUUGGGAUACCUUGUGCCCUGGCUGAAUUCCCCGAGGUCUACGCCCGAGUGUCUCAGUACCAGCAAUGGAUCACAGAUCAAGUGGCAGGGACCAAUGUCAGCUUUGUCACAUUCACCUCCACCGGCACCGACCAAGACAGCAGCUUCAUGUGCAGGACAUACUCUGGAAACUCAACCACACCAGCUCCGUCCUCCACAGCAUCACUCUUUGCAACUGAGCUUGCAUUCACUGUCAUCUCAGUGACAGUGUUCCUGCAGCACAUGUUCUGUGCUCUAUAGCACAGUUUUGCAAAACAGCUUUUCAACUUUUUCUAUUGUAUUUGUCUGAUUUCAGAUCCUAUAACACUAUCACAGUUGUAGUUGAGUUUGCAUAUGAUUAAAGUGUCACUACACUAGACAAUGUUUGUCUCUGUUGAAACUGGAUAUUUUGUGUUUUUUAAAAAACUUUUCAAAAAACGUUUUAAAAUUAUGAUGUAAAACAAAAUUAAUUUAACACACAGAGCCUCUCUGAAAUACCAGGCAAUGCACUUGAUAUGAAAACUAAUAAUAAAACAAGAUGUGUUUUGUUCAUCCAGUCACAAUGGAAAUAAAAGACUCUUUAAGUUUCUUCUUCUUUAAAAAUUAAAGAAAAUAAACAAAUUCAGACGAACUUGGCACCACUGGUAUUGAUAUUACUGACAAUCACUUGUUGUUACCUUGGUUAUUUAAAGAGCAUUUUAAAAUAGCAGUAAACAUGCUUACACAUAUAUUUCCAGGAUGUGUGUGUGUGUAUUUGUGUAUGUGUGGGGGUGUAAUAUUAUUGGGCAACAGUGGCACCAGGUUUGUGACAUUUAUGUUGUGUAAUUCCUCAAAAAGGAUGUAAAGCAACAUGCUAGGGUAAAGGUUUUAUUCCAUGGUACCAGUAUCAAUUAUAUACUGCACUUGCUGGAAUCAAGGAAAGAAUCUUACAAGUUGUGUAAAAACAGUGUGGGAAUCUUCACCUGAAAAAAGGUGUUUACAAAUAAAAGGUAAGGGAAUGGAGGCAGAACAUUUUUUUGGAAUCUCCUAGCUACAGCAACAACUCAAAGAAAAGUUUUUUUUUUUUUUUUUCCAUCUUUUGCUUUCUACCAAGAUGCUGUAAAAUUGCUGAAUAGUGGAGAGACAGUUUCACAGGCAGGGUCUAAGAAGACGUGGCCUUUUCCGUGGUGAUGCAAUAAAUGUGGGAAGAAGGUGGAAAGGGAAAC